Messenger RNA from Rhipicephalus microplus (southern cattle tick), 2302 nucleotides. Its product is annotated as putative serine carboxypeptidase CPVL. Gene Ontology annotation, molecular function: serine-type carboxypeptidase activity. The record is from RefSeq and is a predicted model, not a curated record. Lineage: Eukaryota; Metazoa; Arthropoda; Arachnida; Ixodida; Ixodidae. Gene Ontology annotation, biological process: proteolysis.
CUUCGGCUGCGAGGAGAGAGCCCAGGCAUGCCUGCAUCGGCGCCCCCCGCCGUCGCAGCGGCAGAGGCCGGCCAGCCGCACUCCGGCACGUACCUCAAACAUCAGCCGGAGUCCGAGGAGCAGGGCCAGCCGCUGUGGGAGCGCGUGGACGAGGCGAUCGGUCGCCUGGCGACCACCAUGAAGGGACGCCGCAUCGUCAUCAUCGUGCUGCUCGUGCUCCUGCUCGCCGUCUGCCUGGCGCUCAUCGGAGCCUUCGCUGUGCCCAGAAACAGGCGCCACAAUUACGAAGGCGCCCUCUACCUGACUCCCCAUGUCCAAAGCGACGAGACCACCGAUGUCCGGCAGCUCAGUGUGGUGUCCAUGUUCUCCAACAAGGAGACCGGAACUGAAGCCCACGCAGGCCUGGUUACCGUCAACGAGACACUUCGGAGUCACCUCUUCUUCCUGCACGUGCAGGCCAGGAAAAACCACUUAGAAGCCCCCCUGCUGCUCUGGCUCCAAGGAGGCCCCGGCAGUUCCUCGCUCUUCGGUUACUUCCUCGAAAACGGGCCCGUCGCCAUCGACGCACACGGCAAGCUGUACCCCCGGGAGUACACGCUGUGCGAGUACACGAACGUCAUUUAUCUGGACCAGCCCGUGGGGGCCGGGUUCAGCCGGACCGACGAUCUCAAGGGCUACCCGACGACCUUGGAAGAGAUGGCCCAAGACAUCCACGUUUUCCUGGCGCAGUUCUUCAAGCUGUUCCCGGAGUACAAGGGUCGUGAUUUCUACGUUGCUGGCGAGUCCUACGGAGCUAGGGCCGCAGCAGCAAUAGCCAUCCGACUGCACUCGAACCCGGACCUCCCAGUAAACCUGCGAGGCGUCAUCAGCGGCGUCGGUUUUCUUGGGCCCGUCACGGACCUGCUGGACUUGUCCGACUACUACCACCAGCUGAGCUUGCUCGACCACCAGGGCUGGCAGGCGUACACCACUCGACUGGAAACCAUCAGGCAGAUGGUAGCCGGAAACCGCACCGUGCAGGCACUGCAGCUCCUAUUCAAAACCGCGUUCGUCUCAACGGGCGAAGGGAGCGCCCCGACCAUGUUCCAGAGGAUGACCGGCUACUCCUACGACGGUAACGCGCUGCAGAGCGUCGAACCGGCCGAGUUCGCGGCUUACCGAGACUACGUUGCCAGCGAAGUCUUCAAAGACGCAGUGCACGUGGGUCGCAAUGCUGAGUUCCUGCGCGAGCCCCUCAUCAACCAGCAGCUCAGCGAGGACUACUUCAGGAACGUCACGGACAUCGUGAGCACGCUCAUGGACAACUACAGGUUCCUGGCGUACGCGGGUCAGCUUGACCCGAUCUUCUCGGCGGCUCGCAUCGAGGAGUACUACAGGAGCGUCGAGUGGAGUCGGGCCGACCAGUUCCGGCACGGCCGUCGCCUGCCCUUUUACGCGGGACCACAGGAGGAAGGACUGUCAGGGUACGUGACGUCGGCGGGCGACUUCUCGUUCGUGGUGGUCGCUCGAGCGGGACACUACCCGGGUUUCGACCAGCCCAGGGCCGUUGACGAAGUGAUGCGACGCUUCCUGAUGAACAACCUGACGGCGCGGCACGCAUGAGCAUCACGAACCGUUCUGGCGAAUGAAGUGUCUUUAGAUAGCGUGAUGCACACGGGCCGAGCAGUGACAGCAGUGGUCCGGCUGUGUCGUGGACGUUUAAGUUUGACUGGACGCGUAUGUCAGAAAUCGCUUCAACGACCGAGAUUGAAAGUUAUCGAAGUAGAUCCUUGGUUCUGACCAGUACACUCCCUCAAGUGCGGAAGUGUUUCCGCGAUCGACUGAGUUCGCCCUCUUAGAAGGAAUGAGCGGCGACAACCGUCCGUCCGAGCAACAGUGGCGGCGCAAAAGGAGGGUAGCACGGGUGGGCUGUCAAAACUCUCGCCUGCCCCCCAAGAGCAAUCAUAGUCAAAACACAAGGCAUAAGUUCUGUGUUUUCCUUCCCACAUGAAGAAACACCGUUGUCAUCGGUCCCCCCCCCCCCCCCCCAACCCGGAAAAAAAAUCCUUGGCGCCACCCCUUUUGAGCAACCUACGAACCUGGAAAGCUUUUGCCCAUGUUACCUGCUCUGGAUCGAGUGCGUACGCGGUGAUGUGCCAAAGGUUAUCAAGUCAUGGAUACGAGCACACUAUGAAAGACAGGCUGUUGCAAAGUGCUCGCGCAUCUCGUCAAGACUGCCACGAGCAUUGUUUGAGGCCAACUAAGCUGUUGUCUCGUGGCAGUCAACCUGCCUUCGUUGUGGCGUUUUGUUUCUUCUUAAGAG